UCUCCUCUCCUCUCCUCUCUCUCCUCCCCGGCUUGCAUGCACAGCCAUGGCCGAGGACAAGCUCUUCAAGGCCGAGUAUGCAAAGAGCGGGCGCGCCUCCUGCAAGAAAUGCGGCGAGAGCAUCGCCAAGGACUCUCUGCGGCUCGCGAUCAUGGUGCAGUCGCCCAUGUUUGACGGCAAGGUCCCGCACUGGCACCACUACUCCUGCUUCUGGAAGCGGACGAGGGUGGGGGCUCCGGGAGAGGUGGACGGGCUGUCCGACCUGCGGUGGGAAGACCAGGAGAAGAUCCGCAAGUCCGUGGAGACCGGUGGGGGCGGCACAGGAGGGAAGGGCGGCGAGGCGGGGGAGAAAACCCUGGCUGACUUUGCCGUGGAGUACGCCAAGUCCAACCGGAGCACGUGUAAAGGGUGCGGCGCCAAGAUCGAGAAGGAUAAGGUGCGCCUCUCCAAGAAGAUGAUGGACCCGGAGAAGCCUCAGCUGGGGAUGAUCGACCGCUGGUACCACCCGGACUGCUUUGUGUUCCGCAGGGCCGAGCUGGCCUUCCUGCCCACCCACAGCGCUGCCCAGCUCCGCGGCUUCAGCAGUCUCUCCGCCGACGACAAGGCUACCCUCAAGAAGGAUCUUCCGGCAAUCAAAACCGAAGGGAAGAGGAAAGGGGACGAGGCUGACGGGGAAACGACCGGGAAGAAGAAAAAGAAGAAAGAUGAGAAACUGGCAAAGCAGGAGAAGGAGCUGAAGGACCAGAGCCAGCUAAUUUGGGGCAUCAAGGACUCCCUGAAGAAAAGCUGCUCCACCAACGACAUGCGGGAGCUGCUCAUCGCCAACGGACAGGAGAUCCCAUCCGGGGAGUCCGCAAUUGUGGACCGGGUGUCGGACGGGAUGGCCUUCGGGGCCUUGCAGCCCUGCGGGCAGUGCCAGGGGCAGCUGGUGCUGAAGGAUGAUGCCUACACCUGUACCGGGAACAUCACCGCCUGGACCAAGUGCAGCUUCACCACCAAGAGCCCCCAGUGCAAGGACUGGAUCACCCCCAAGGAGUUCCACUGCGUCGCCUACCUGAAGAAGUUCAAGUUCAAGAGGCAGGGCCGGAUCUUCCUGCCGGAGCCUCCGGCAGCCGAUUGCCGGCCCGGUGACACCGACACUCCCACGGCCGCGGCAGGCCCGCCGCUGACCAACCUGAAGGUUCUUCUGGUGGGGAAACUCUCGAAGAACAAGGAGGAGCUGAAGAACCUGGUGGAGGAGAUGGGCGGCAAGACCACUACCUCUGCGAACAAGGCCCAGCUCUGCGUCAGCUCCCAAAAGGAGGUGGACAAGAUGAGCAAGAAGAUGGAGGAGGUGAAGGCGGCCAGCGUCAGGGUAGUAUCCGAGGACUUCCUCCUGGACCUGCGGUCGGGGAAGGGGCUCCCGGACCUGCUCUCCGCGCACGCUAUCUCCCCCUGGGGCGCCGAGGUCUCCAAGCCGCCGGCUGCCACCGCCGCCGCAGCCAAAUCCGCCGGGAACAAGGCAGCAAAGAACGCCAGCAGCAAGGUCAAGCAGGAGGAAGGUUCUGGCAAGUCGGAGAAGAAGAUGAAGUUGACGGUGAAAGGAGGGGGAGCCGUGGACCCCGACUCGGGUCUGGAGGACACGGCCCACGUGCUGGAGCAGGGCGGGCGCAUCCUCAGCGCCACGCUGGGCCUGGUCGACAUCAGCCGCGGCACCAACUCCUACUACAAGCUGCAGCUGCUGGAGGAUGACCACAGGAAGAGGUACUGGGUGUUCCGCUCCUGGGGCCGGGUGGGCACCACCAUCGGGGGCAACAAGGUGGAGAAGAUGUCGUCGCGGGAGCACGCGGUCGACCACUUCCUGGGCCUGUACGAGGAGAAGACGGGCAACGCCUGGCAGUCCAGCAACUUCACCAAGUACCCCAACAAGUUCUACCCGCUGGAGAUCGACUACGGGCAGGACGAGGAGGCGGUGAAGAAGCUGACGGCCAGCUCGGGCACCAGGUCCAAGCUGGAGAAAGCAGUCCAGGAACUGAUCCGCGCCAUCUUCGAUGUGGAGAGCAUGAAGAAGGCCAUGGUGGAGUUCGAGAUCGACCUGCAGAAGAUGCCCCUGGGCAAACUGAGCAAGAGGCAGAUCCAGAGCGCUUACUCCAUCCUCAACGAGGUUCAGCAGGUUGUUGCCAGUGCUGGGCCCGACUCUCACAUACUGGACCUGUCCAACCGCUUCUACACUCUCAUCCCGCACGACUUUGGCAUGAAGAAGCCCCCCCUGCUCAACAACGAGGCCUACAUACAGGCCAAGGUGCAGAUGCUGGACAGUCUGCUGGACAUAGAGGUGGCCUACAGCCUGCUGAAGGGAGGCCUAGACGACGAGGCCAAGGAUCCCAUCGACAUCAACUAUGAGAAGCUGCACACGGACAUCAAGGUGGUGGAUAAACACACGGACGAGGCCAAGAUCAUCACGGACUACGUGAAGAACACGCACGCAGCCACCCACAACCAGUACGACCUCGAGGUGUUGGAGAUAUUCCGUGUGCGGAGGGAGAAUGAGGAACAGCGCUUCCAGCCCUUCAGUGAGCUGCACAACCGCCAGCUGCUGUGGCACGGUUCCCGCACCACCAACUUCGCCGGCAUCCUGUCCCAGGGGCUCCGCAUCGCCCCCCCAGAGGCCCCCGUGACGGGCUACAUGUUUGGGAAGGGGGUCUACUUUGCCGACAUGGUGUCCAAGAGUACCAACUACUGCCACACGUCGCAGGCUGAUCCCGUCGGACUGGUCCUGCUGGCCGACGUCGCCCUGGGCAACAUGCACGAGCUGAAGCGGGCAAGCCACGUCACCAAGCUGCCCAAGGGCAAGCACAGCGUGAAAGGCGUGGGCAAGACGGCCCCGGACCCCAGCGCCACCAUCAAGCUGGACGGAGUGGAGGUGCCGCUGGGCAAAGGAAUGCAGACACCGGCUGCAGACUCCAGCCUCCUGUACAACGAGUACAUUGUCUACGACGUGGCUCAGGUCAACAUCAAGUACCUGCUCCGGUUGAACUUCAAGUACAAGACCUCCCUGUGGUGAAGGCUCUCAGUUCCACCCCACGCCCCCGGGCUGGGGAGGAGAGGGAGCGGCUGUGACACAAGGCCCUGCUCCCAUGUAGCCACUGAACCAGGGAAGUGGGGCGGGGUGGGGGGAGGGUCAGAAGAAUCUCCCCCUCCCUGCCUCCUCCUCCCCAACCCCAAUCCCAGAACUCGAAGCUGACAAAAAGCUAUACAUACGCAAGCAUUGUUUUAGAUUUUUAAACGCAAAUAAUAAAUGCUGCAGUUUAUUUGGCUCGGGUGACGGUGGAUUGUGGAGGAGGCUUUGUUGUUAGUGUAAACUGUUCGGACUUUUGGUUUACUUGUGGGAAACUAUUGACGGGGGAACGGGACUGAUGGGCAAGUCAGACCUGACCAGGGGCUGCAAACCUUUGCAUUCACUCCCAUCUUUGUUUGCCUUCUGUUGAAGGGAGGUUCUCUCUCUUCCUCUCCCCUCACUUCUUUUCCUUCAGGUUUGUUGAUUUCCCCCCAUCCCCCCCUUUUUUUAUAUGUUGUGAAAAAUAAAAGGAUGGCUUGAACUGACA
Amblyraja radiata (thorny skate) is the source of this 3584-nucleotide messenger RNA. RefSeq names its product poly (ADP-ribose) polymerase 1 (gene parp1). NCBI's taxonomy places the organism in Eukaryota, Metazoa, Chordata, Chondrichthyes, Rajiformes, Rajidae. Gene Ontology annotation, biological process: double-strand break repair; protein poly-ADP-ribosylation. The record is from RefSeq and is a predicted model, not a curated record. Gene Ontology annotation, molecular function: NAD binding; zinc ion binding; NAD+ poly-ADP-ribosyltransferase activity. Gene Ontology annotation, cellular component: nucleolus; nucleus. The transcript is spliced from 23 exons. The coding region runs from base 47 to 3043 and encodes 998 amino acids.